Molecule: messenger RNA, 2138 nt
Organism: Striga asiatica
Lineage: Eukaryota; Viridiplantae; Streptophyta; Magnoliopsida; Lamiales; Orobanchaceae
Source: the annotation of a GenBank genome assembly
GUAAUUUGACUUCAUGGGUUCCUCAAGAUGAACAAGUUGAUUUUAGAAACUCGGAAGGAUUUUCCUGAUAGUCAACCUUGUUGUGCUGGUUUUUUCUGCCCCAGAGGCCUCACUUGCAUGAUUCUACUCUAUUCUUUCUCUCUCUCUCUCGCCGAGGACCGGACACAGCACGGGCGAACGGAAGUUUUAGGUCAUGGAGGAUGGACCAGUAACAAUUGGAUUCGAAGAUGGGACAAUUGAUGUUGAUCGUCUGCUUGUAGAACCUCAAGAAGGGAAUAUCUCAGUUGAUAGUGUCAUGUGUUUUAAUGAGAAGAUCACAGAGAAAGCCAUGGGCAUGGACAAUAUAUGUUGCAACUUUGGCGUCACAGAUACUGCUGUUGCUCUGGAAAGCAAAAAUAUUCUGAGUCGUGAUGUACUUGACUCGGUUAGCAGUGAAGCCGAUGUGGGAUAUUUUCGACUGCAUAAUGAUUUCUGUAGCAUGGGGGACGAUUAUCUUCUGGGUGUUAGAUUUUCCGAAAGUAUCACAAACCUGGAUUAUGGUCCAAGCGAAGGCUUGCUGACUUCAGUUUCAGACAGUUCAGUUCUACCAAACGAUCUAUUUAACAUCGACACCUCUGAUUUCGGUGAAGUCCCGAGUCUUUGCAAUGAAUCUGAAAUCGAAAAGCCUCCAAAGUCGCCUGUUUCAUCUACACUUUCACACGAUAUCUACAAGCUCCAUAAUAUUUCAAGCAAUUCUUUAGAAAUGUUACCGGACGAAAAAGAUGAUGAAUUUGAGCCAAACAAAUCAGAAAUAAAGUCGAGUCGAGAAGAAUGCAAUGGUAAUCUUACUACCCAAAAGAGAUCACGUAGGCCCACUAAGAGGUACAUCGAUGAACUAGUUGACCCAAUUGCUCGAAUUCCAAAGAAAAGGCGGGAAUUUUCGUAUUCGGCUGAGAAGGACAAUAAGAAAUGCCGCGUGGGACCUAAAGUUUUGGGCCCAUCGGCUGCUGAAGAAUCGUCUGUUGUAGCAAUUCAGGUACCGUUUGCAUCUUUGGUGCAUAAAGAAUGUCCGAAGAGGAGCCGUUCACAUGAUAUGCAUAAGGAAAUCGGCACUUGGCAUAAACGAACGCGGAGUACAGACAGAGGGCAUUCAACCCUUAAUUCAAAAGAUAAAAAAGGAAGGGGCCAUUUUAUUACAGACGUUUAUCCUAUGAAAAUCGAUUAUUGUCCCACAUCAGCAGCAAAUGAGAAGAAAAGUGAGUUUUUCCAGGCAAAGAGUCCCAAGAAAAACAGUUGUAUGAAAACAGAAAAUAAAAUUAGAAGAUACGAAUAUCCUAAUCCAACUGAAAUAAGCUCCGAGGAAGCUAGCAGCUGUCGAAAGCAUCACAGUCCAACUGAAAUAAGCUCCGAGGAAGCUAGCAGCUGUCGAAAGCAUCACAGGCUAUGGACUGUUGCAGAAGUUAAGAAAUUAAUCGAUGGUGUGUCUGAAUAUGGAGUCGGGAGAUGGAGCCGGAUAAAGAAGCUCUCGUUUUCUGCAUCUGCUCAUCGAACCUCUGUGGAUCUCAAGGACAAAUGGCGGAAUCUUUUGAAAGCAAGCCAUAUGCAGCUAGGCAAUCAACAGGGAGAAAAAAAACGCAACAUUGCCUGGCGGCCCCUGCCCAAAUCCAUACUGCGCCGUGUGUGUGAGCUUGCAAACAUGUAUCCUUAUCCCAAGUGCCGAACCAAACACAGGAUUACGAGUGACUCGCCCAACGGGAACACAGAUAUCACAUUAAACAACUACAGAAGAAUCUUGCAGAGUAUCAAUGGAAACUGAUAGUUUUUUUUGUUUUGUUUUUUGGUUUAUAGUAUAGUCUAGGACGAAUUUUACUCGUCGUGACAAGAUGAUGUGUGCCUGAUCCUGAAUGAGCGUGGAUUUUUUUUUAAAUGAAUAUUUUGGUCGGAUUUUGGACAGUAUUGGAUUUUACGGGACGAAUGGUGGUGUGAAAUAUAUGAAUGUAGGGACUUUGUGCAAUAAUUGUUUCUGUCUUUACCAACAUCUGUUUGUAGAGAGACUGAGAUGUUGAGAGAGAUAUAUGAUAUUUUCAGGUGGAAUUUUCUUGUUGUCCUCCGGAUUUUUGUGAUUUAGAUUUGAAUUUUUGGAAAUUUGAUGAACUUCC